Cucurbita pepo subsp. pepo (vegetable marrow) is the source of this 1189-nucleotide messenger RNA. Lineage: Eukaryota; Viridiplantae; Streptophyta; Magnoliopsida; Cucurbitales; Cucurbitaceae. The record is from RefSeq and is a predicted model, not a curated record.
AUAAUAACAAUAAUAAUUUCCUAAGUUGAAAGAUUCAAGAAUACGACAACAACUUAUAAAUAAUAAAUAAUUUCCUAAGUUGAGAUGAGAAAAGCAGAGACAAUACCAAUUAAUUUUGCUGUGAAAUUUACGUAAAGGAAUAAAGGGCAUUUAGAUUGAAUGUACCGACAAUCACCUCCCUAAUUUCAAUUCUGCUUCUCUCAUGGCAACUCUGGCCAUGCCCCCACGUGUCGUCUUCUCACUUGCUCCUUUGCUUCUAUAUAUAUGAAACCCAUUCGUGGUUCAUUCAUUAUUCACUACCAAACAGAAACAGAGACAGACAACAGAGUGUGUAGCUAUGUCGUCGGCGGAGACAGUUCCAGAGUCGCCGGAAUCUGAUUUGACCCAUAUCAAUUUCGAUGAAACUGAGCUCACCUUGGGGCUUCCCGGAGCCGAGUUCCGCCCAACUCAGCCAAACAAAGCGUAUCACAAACCUAAUGCUAAUAGACGUGCUUUCCAUGAGGCUGGUGAUGCCGGAGCCGGGAACUCCACAAGGAAAAAGCCGGCAGCCAUGGGUUGGCCGCCGGUGAGAUCAUACAGAAAAAAGACAACAGAAAUGAACUAUAAGUACGUUAAAGUUGCUGCAGAUGGGGCGCCGUAUUUGCGUAAGCUCGACCUUCAGAUGUUCAAUGGCUAUCACCAACUGUUCAAGGCAUUCCAGGGAUUGUUCCCCUCCUAUCCAAUAUGUUGCAACCAUUUGAACCCAGUGAAGAGAGCAGAUGAAUACUUACCAACUUACGAAGAUAAAGAUGGGGAUUGGAUGUUAGUUGGAGACGUCCCUUGGAAAUUCUUCAUUGAAUCUUGCAAACGUAUUCGUUUGAUGAAAGGCUCAGAUGGAAAUGGCAAUGGCAUAGGUUUUCUUCCCUUCAUUUGUUCCAUUUUUAUUAUCCAAAUUAACAAAGGCACUUGGCAUUGUUAACUUCUGAGUUUGUUUUUCACUUUUAUGCAGCUCCCAGAGCCCCAUAGAGAGGAGGAAGGUCAAGGCUUUGGAUGGCCAGUUUUUUCAUUUUUAAUUCGUUAAACUUGGGUUGAGGAUAUGAUCGUAGUUAUGGGCUUGCUUGAAUGCUAUUAGGCCUUAAGAUGUUGUAUAGUUGUUAACUUGAUCACAGGUGGAGUGAUCAAAUACUAAUGGGUCAUUGUCAUGUUCAAA